This is a messenger RNA of Hemicordylus capensis (graceful crag lizard), 1214 nucleotides long. RefSeq names its product GPN-loop GTPase 3 (gene GPN3). Gene Ontology annotation, molecular function: GTPase activity. The transcript is spliced from 8 exons. Bases 124 to 978 code for a protein of 284 amino acids. Lineage: Eukaryota; Metazoa; Chordata; Lepidosauria; Squamata; Cordylidae. The record is from RefSeq and is a predicted model, not a curated record.
AAAACCAUAGAAGUAGAAAAGGAAGGGCCGAAGAAUCUGCGCGCUACGGGUCGCUCGCUGGGGCAAAAUAGUUGCGCUCGCUCUUUUCCAGGUGCUGCUGCUGGGUUGAGACAGGAGGCGAAGAUGCCUCGCUUCGCCCAGCUGGUUAUGGGGCCUGCGGGGAGCGGGAAGAGCACCUACUGCUCCACCAUGGUCCAGCACUGUGAAGCGCUGAAUCGCUCGGUCCAAGUUGUCAACCUCGAUCCAGCCGCAGAACACUUUGACUAUGAUGUCAUGGCAGAUAUCCGAGAGUUGAUUGAAGUGGACGAUGUCAUGGAAGAUGACUCUCUAAGAUUUGGCCCCAAUGGUGGUUUAGUUUUUUGUAUGGAAUACUUUGCAAGUAACUUCGACUGGCUGGAACAAUGUCUCGGCCAUGUGGAAGACGAUUAUAUACUUUUCGAUUGCCCAGGACAGAUUGAACUCUACACCCAUUUGCCAGUGAUGAAACAGUUAGUGGAGCAGCUGCAGCAGUGGGAAUUCCGGGUCUGUGGUGUCUUUCUCGUUGAUUCUCAGUUUAUGGUGGAAUCCUUUAAGUUUAUCUCGGGUGCCAUGGCAGCCCUCAGCGCAAUGAUAUCCUUGGAGAUUCCCCAGAUCAACGUCAUGACAAAGAUGGACUUGCUGAGCAAAAAAGCGAAAAUGGAAAUUGAGAAGUACCUGGACCCUGACAUGUAUUCUGCCCUGGAGGAUUCUGCAGGUUUGCUCAAAAGCAAAAAGUUUAAAAAGCUGACGAAGGCAAUCUGUGGAUUGAUUGAUGACUACAGCAUGGUCCGGUUCUUGCCUUUGGAUCGGUCUGACGAGGAAAGCACCAACAUUGUACUGCAGCACAUCGAUUUUGCCAUUCAGUACGGGGAGGAUCUUGAAUUCAAAGAACCAAAGGAAGUGGAGGAAGAUAGACCUUCUGCUUUUGACGAAUACUUCCAAGACCGAGUGGAUGAAUGAAAACCAUGAAGCUGAUUUUGGCAAAUUUUCUAGUUCUGGAAUGAGACUCUUUCAGGUUCCUGCAUCUUGGACUUGCACAUGAAUAGCGUGAUAGACACAGUUGCACUGUGGUUUUUCCUCAUAAAGACCUGAAUGUAUAUACUUGUAUAGCUCUACAUCCUGCAGCUAUUUUAUUUUAAGAAAUUCAACCAAGUAAAAAGAGCUACCAUGAGCAAUAAACUUCCUUAUGCCUGGUA